AUGUACGGUCUCAAAAUCACUGCGAUCGCCGCUGUCUGCGCCUCUAUGGUUGUUGCGGUUCCGACUCACAAGAACGAGGACUCUUGCGGUCACAGUUCGUUCUGGUAUGGUCGUAAGAGUGUAUGCUUGCCCAACAACGAUAAAGAUAGGUGCGACCCACCCAAGGAUCGGGAUUGCGGAAAGUGGUACUGGAACAAGAAGUUCAAAUAUUGCGUCCCCUCGUCCCCAACGUACGGGGAUGCCGGAUGCUCUGAUGGAUGGAAAUGGGACGACGAAGACGACUCGUGUGUGCCCACAUACUCUCGGCCCACACCUCCUGGUCAAUGCAACUCCUCUCACUUCUGGUGGAAGAGCAAGUCUACUUGUCUUCCUUAUGGUGGUGACUCCAAGCCAUCUAACCCUCCUAAUGGAUGGAACUGCCCCAAGAAGUGGUACUGGCACUCGCGGGGCACUGCGCUCCUCGCAAGCCUGACUACGGAAGCCCUGAAUGCGAUAGGAAGUACGGCUGGGACAAUGAUGAUCUCUGCUGCAAGCCCAAUCGCUACUAAAUCGCCCCUCGAAUGGUGA
Molecule: messenger RNA, 567 nt
Organism: Rhizoctonia solani
Lineage: Eukaryota; Fungi; Basidiomycota; Agaricomycetes; Cantharellales; Ceratobasidiaceae
Exons: 5
Coding region: 1-567 (188 amino acids)
Source: RefSeq, a predicted model, not a curated record